Messenger RNA from Dothidotthia symphoricarpi CBS 119687, 432 nucleotides. RefSeq lists its product as uncharacterized. NCBI's taxonomy places the organism in Eukaryota, Fungi, Ascomycota, Dothideomycetes, Pleosporales, Dothidotthiaceae. The record is from RefSeq and is a predicted model, not a curated record. The transcript is spliced from 2 exons. Bases 1 to 432 code for a protein of 143 amino acids.
AUGUAUAACCACGGCCGUUUCCACGCCUAUCAUCCCGGGACCAACCCCGGGUUCAGCUAUGGUAGUUCCGGCGCCUACGGGGGUUACGGAUAUGGCAACUAUGGAAGUAACCAAAGUUACAGAAGGGUGUACGGAGGAUAUAACGGAGAGCUCCUUACAUCUACCAACGUAAUCAAACCAGCAAGCAAAGCCAUGGGUAACUCGCAAUCCCACCCAAACUACCAAUAUCCAGUUUACUCACGUACACAAAACAACCGCAACCCGCGCCACCGCCACACUUACCAGGGUGAUAGGUUGAGCGCGAGGAACAUCGGCUACGUGCCGGAGGCGCAUUUUAAUUAUGAUGCAGGGGAUUGGACGGGCUGGGGCGCUGAUAGGUGGCGUGCAAAGAGGGAGCAGAGGGGAGAUAGGUGGAGGAGGGAAGGGUGGUGA